ACAAGCUUUUGAUAAGAUUACUGUAAUCGUGCGGUCGGCAAUAAAGCUGUGAGGGAGCUUUACUCGAGACACACUCGCUCUCUGAAAACAGGAAAGAUGGAGUUCAAAGUCGCUGCGAUUCUGUGCCUUGCUCUCGUUUCAGCCACUCAGGCUGUGAAAGUGUCCGUGUACUACGAGUCACUCUGCCCUGACAGCAUCGCAUUCAUUCGCGACCAGUACCACUCAACCUACCAGCAGUUGGGCUCAUCCUCCAUCACAGUUGAUUUCCUGCCCUAUGGAAAAGCCACGCACACCCAGGAUGGGAACGGAAAUUGGAAUUUUGAUUGCCAGCACGGCCCUGAAGAAUGCCGCGGCAACAAGGUGCAAGCCUGUGGCCUGAAAUACAUCACCAACCCUGACCUGCAGGAAGCUUACGUCCAUUGCGUUAUGACCUCCUCCUAUCCUCCUGAUGCCGGACAGUCGUGCGCCACAAGUGUUGGAGGAGUGUCCGACUACUCUGCGAUUUCCAGCUGCAUUUCCAGCGCCGAGGGCGAUAAUGCCCUGGUCGCGUACGGAGACAGGACUCAUGCCCUCGGCUCCAUUCUCUCCUUUGUGCCGACCAUCAUCUACGACGAUGUGUUCAACCAGAGCGAACAGAAUGAGUCCCUGUACAACUUCCUUGGAGUCGUUUGCCGCCACCUCUCUUCCCCCAAACCAUCUGCCUGCCCUUGAAGCAAAAUUUUGAUUUAAUAAAACUUAAUAAUUGGAAAUUUUAA
This is a messenger RNA of Cloeon dipterum, 755 nucleotides long. RefSeq names its product GILT-like protein 1. Gene Ontology annotation, molecular function: oxidoreductase activity, acting on a sulfur group of donors, disulfide as acceptor. The transcript has 5 exons. NCBI's taxonomy places the organism in Eukaryota, Metazoa, Arthropoda, Insecta, Ephemeroptera, Baetidae. The coding region runs from base 97 to 711 and encodes 204 amino acids. The record is from RefSeq and is a predicted model, not a curated record.